AUGCAUUUGCGGAAUGACUGCCUUCGGAAUAUAAAUCCUUCUGAUAUUGACAUUAAAAGGGAGAUCAGUCGCUCGGAAGCCUCGACGAUCUAUGAAAUACAGCUAUGUCGGAAGACAUACACUAUGAAGCUCUUCCAUGACAAUGACGACCUACGAUACAGCAAGAAAGGCCGGGAUCUGAAUCGGUUCCGCUGCGAAUUAAACGCCCAUCACAAUCUCCACAACGUCGGUUUUUGCGAUCGCGGAUUUGUUCCGGCUUCUAUGGAUUUAUCGAUCGACUUGAUCCUUCCAUUUUUCACCUGUCACUUCAACAUUUUCCCAAAGAUAAGUUUCAGCCAAGGGCGAUUCUGCUCGAGUACUUGCCAAGUGCCGAACUACUCAACUGUGUGA
This is a messenger RNA of Penicillium egyptiacum, 390 nucleotides long. NCBI's taxonomy places the organism in Eukaryota, Fungi, Ascomycota, Eurotiomycetes, Eurotiales, Aspergillaceae. The record is from the annotation of a GenBank genome assembly.